Molecule: messenger RNA, 801 nt
Organism: Eremothecium gossypii ATCC 10895
Lineage: Eukaryota; Fungi; Ascomycota; Saccharomycetes; Saccharomycetales; Saccharomycetaceae
Gene: RIM9
Product: Rim9p
Exons: 1
Coding region: 1-801 (266 amino acids)
Cellular component (GO): growing cell tip; plasma membrane; cell division site
Source: RefSeq, marked provisional
AUGAUGGGUGGGAUGUCGGUUGUGGAGUGGUUGCUACUUGGUUCAACCACUCUGGCUUUACUGUUCCAAUCGUUUGCAACAUUUUCUGUUCCUCUCUCGAACGGGGUCACAUUGUCGCAUUUUAAUGGGUAUAAGUUCGGAGUCUUUGGAUGGUGCGACACAACCCACACGCACUGCACACCGCUAAAGCUCGGCUACUCGGCCGAGGAUGGUUUCCUAUUCGCGGGGCAGGACGAGCUCUCGCUGCCAACGCAGGCGAAGUACUCGUUGUCCAAACUGUUGGUGGUGCACCCGCUGGCGCUGUGCUCGAUGGUGGUGCUGUGGCUGAUGGUGGUGCUUUCCCAAUGCUACAAACACUCGGAUCGGCGCCUUACAAUCAUAAUCCUGUGGUCCUUUCUGACCUAUAUGGAAACGCUGCUCUGUUUCCUGGUCGACGUGCUGCUUUUUGUACCAUAUCUUGACUGGCCGGGGUGGCUGAUGCUUGUCAGCGCGGUCCUGGUUGUGUUCAGCUCGUCGAUCGCCUGCUUGAGGCGCCGAACUCUAACGUCGCAGCGGAUCGAGAAGGGGGCGAAGGAAGAUCUGGAACUGUAUCCGCUGUACGGCGGAGCUCUUGGAGCUGGUGUGGUCAGCGACUCGGAAUCGCCGCACAGGCCGUACACGGAAGGGAGUAUUAUUUCGGUGACCUCUCGGGCGUCCUCCAGGCUCUUGCCAUCCGCCAGCGAGCUUGAAACCCCAAGGGAAGAGCUCACCCUCAUGGACCCAAGUAUCAAAUGUCAUAUUGAACGAAGUCCCAUGUCCUGA